Molecule: messenger RNA, 1089 nt
Organism: Corticium candelabrum
Lineage: Eukaryota; Metazoa; Porifera; Homoscleromorpha; Homosclerophorida; Plakinidae
Exons: 14
Coding region: 110-1021 (303 amino acids)
Biological process (GO): L-histidine biosynthetic process
Cellular component (GO): cytoplasm
Molecular function (GO): magnesium ion binding; ATP phosphoribosyltransferase activity
Source: RefSeq, a predicted model, not a curated record
AUACGAUAUUAGCAUACGCGUGUGACAUUUAUCUUCUGUACAUGAAGCUGCCACGUGCUCUCUUGGCCUGCAAACUCUGUAGCAUUGUUAUUGCAUUCUACGUCAGAAGAUGAGUAGCUAUAGUUCUGACGAGCGUAAUUCGAAUUCAUUGUCAGAAGAACUGCAAAACCGUCUCCUCCUUGCUGUGCCCAAGAAAGGUCGCCUCAUGGAACCUUCUUUGCAACUACUAGAAAAAUGUGGGAUCAAGUAUUCUAAAAAGGCUCGUCUGGAUAUUGCUUUCAGUUCAAACAUGAAUAUUGCAAUUGUCUUUUUGCCUGCAACGGAUAUUGGUCUUUAUGUUAGUCAUGGACGUGUUGAUAUGGGCAUAACAGGGCAAGAUAAUAUUCUGGAGAGCAAAGCUGAAGUGAAAGAGCUUGUUGAGCUGGGCUUUGGAAAGUGUCGACUGUGUGUUCAGGUUGACGUUUCAUCAACUGUCACAGAUCCUAGAGAUUUGGCUGGAAAACGAAUUGUAACUUCAUUUACUGGACUUACAACGAGAUACUUUGAGACCCUUAAUCCAGAUGUUAUGACUGACAUCAGUUUUGUGAGCGGUUCAGUUGAGAUUGCUUGUCAACUUGAACUAGCUGAUGCUGUAGUUGAUCUUGUGGAGUCUGGUGAUACAAUGAGAGCAGCUGGUCUUAAAGAAAUAGCAGAAAUAUUGCCAUCUCAAGCUGUUUUGAUCUCGAACCCAAACAGCAAACGCUUGAAAGAAAUCGAGUUGAUCAAACGUCGAGUGCAAGGAGUAGUUGAUGCUGCAAAGUUUGUGAUGGUUGAAUACAAUGUCAUCCGCAGCAAACUCUCUCUCGUUCUACAGAUUACCCCAGGAAAGAACUCUCCAACACUUGCACCAUUAGAAAACGACGAGUGGUUGUCAGUAAAGGCGCUGAUUUAUAGAUCAGAAACGAACACAAUUCUCGAUCAACUUCAAGAGAUUGGAGCGGAGGCCAUUCUCAUAUAUGACGUACAGAACUGUCGUGUCUGAUGACAGUUAUACAGUUAUUUAUGUAUCUAAGAAGUCAGUGUUAAUAAACUAUUGCUUCAAUUGCUCUA